This is a messenger RNA of Fragaria vesca subsp. vesca, 2415 nucleotides long. Its product is annotated as ATPase family AAA domain-containing protein At1g05910-like. NCBI's taxonomy places the organism in Eukaryota, Viridiplantae, Streptophyta, Magnoliopsida, Rosales, Rosaceae. The record is from RefSeq and is a predicted model, not a curated record. The transcript has 3 exons. The coding region runs from base 1 to 2415 and encodes 804 amino acids.
AUGGCUCCCUCAACUAUUGCUAACAUGAUGCGCCGCCGUUGCUCUCUUGGUGAUCCCAUUGCCUCGUACUCCCCUCCACCAGAUGAUUUCGAGUCCCGUCGACGUCGAGGAUCGCGACCUCGUCGCUCCGACACACUUUACACUGCUCCUCGUCGUCGGGAUGAAGAAGAAGAGAACGAGAAUAUCAUUGACGAUGAACAAGACCAAACUGGAGCAAGGCGUUACCAUCUUCGGAAGCGUACCACGCCAAGAGGAGGAGUCGAGGAGGGAAAGCGUCCCCGGUCUGAUGAUAUCGACCCCAAGGCCAAGGCCAAGGCCAAGCAGGAGGAGGUUGAUCACAGUGUCACCUUUGAGAGUGUAGCAGGACAUUCUCAUCACAUUCAAGGUUUGAAGGAAAUGGUUUUCUUACCUCUAAUCUAUCCGCAUUUUUUUUCGAGUCAAAAUAUCACACCACCAAGGGGAGUUCUCUUUUGUGGUCCUCCUGGCACUGGCAAGACAUUGAUGGCCAGCGCCUUGGCCUCUGAGGCUUCCAUGCUUGCCGGCCACACUGUAAGUUUCUACAUGAGGAAAGGUGCAGACUUGCUGAGCAAGUGGAUGGGCGAGUCUGAGAAACAGCUCACGCUUCUUUUUGAGGAAGCAAAGAAAAAUCAACCAUCUAUCAUUUUCUUUGAUGAAAUUGAUGGACUGGCUCCUGCUAGAUCCGCCAAACAAGAGCAAGGUCAUAUUUCUGUUGUUUCUACAUUGCUUGCUCUCAUGGAUGGUCUUGAUUCUCGUGGAGAAGUGGUUGUCAUCGGAGCCACCAACCGAGUUGAUGCAAUUGAUGGAGCUUUGCGCCGCCCCGGAAGAUUUGAUAGGGAAUUCUACUUUAAUUUGCCUGGCCGUGAGGCCCGUGUUGAAAUUUUAGACAUUUACACUCGAAAAUGGAAGCACCCUCCUUCAAAUGAAUUAAAAUUGGAGCUUGCACAUAGAUGUGUCGGAUAUUGCGGUGCUGAUUUGAAGGGUCUUUGCAAUGAAGCUGCCAUUCGUGCUCUCCGUCAUAAAUAUCCUCAGGUAUACACAAGGACUCAUGAGAAGUUUGAUAUUGAUGUUGAGUCAGUAAGGGUUGAAAAAUAUCACUUUGUUGAAGUCAUGUCAACAAUCACCCCAGCUGCUCACAGAGGUGCUUUUGUGCACUCCAGGCCAUUGUCUUUAGUGGUUGCACCAUGCCUGCAGAGGCAUCUCGACACAGCCAUGGAAUAUAUAUCUGAUAUUUUCCCUUGUGGCUCUGCCAUUCCUCUUGUUGUCUAUAGGCCUUGGCUUUCUAUAUGUGGUGCUGAAGGUUAUGGCCCGGAAGAUCUUGGUCCUGCUAUUUUACAUGAACUCGGUGACAAAUUUCCUAUUCAUUCUCUAGGACUUGCUUCUCUUGUAUCUGAUGCAAAGACACUAGAGGAGGCGCUGGUACAUAAAGUUGAUGAAGCAAGGAGAACGACGCCAUCAAUUCUCUAUUUGCCACAUUUCCAAGAGUGGUGGAAGGCGGCAAAUAAGCAGCUCCGUGCAGUUUUGCUGACUUUGCUACAAGAUUUUCCAUCUGAUCUACCUGUAUUACUACUUGUAACGUCAUCAGUGCCACCUGCUAAAGUUGGUGCCACGACCUCUACAAUACUCUCGCAAUGUCGUGUCUAUAAUGUCGUGAUGUGUGAUGAAGAUAUCUCUUUGUUUUUUGACCGUCUCAUCAAAGCUGCUGUGGAGGGCACAACUGAAAGGGUGAGUGCUCAACUUGGUAAUGUCCAGCAACAGUCACCUGCAGCUUCAGGAACACAAGCUUCUGCGGGAUCUCAAGACAUGAAGAUGUUGGAUGGUUAUAUUACAGACAAAAUCAAGUCUCUCAAGCUGCGUUUUGUGCCGCAGACCAAAAACUUUAGCAUUCCACAGUUCCAGAGGCUUUACGCAGAAAUUAUGGAGGCCGUCUUAAAGAUCAAGAACAUAACACUUAUUUUCGAGUACUUGUUUCAAUUUGCAGACAAUGAAGAAAAUUUCCCGAAAAUUAUGCAUCAGAUAAAGCACCGUCAAGUGGUGGCUCGAGCUUUAAUCAGCUUCUUGGAAUCAAAUGAGCUUGUAAAGAAACUGCAAGUCAUCACUGCUGGCUGGUUAUCUACAUGUCGUGAUUCUGGUUUGAGCUUUAAAAUGAUCACAUAUGCUAAUGCGAAGAACAGUGUGGUAGCUUUUCAAACUUUCAUACAAGAUUUUGAUAAUAAAGAAAAAUUGCAAGAACCAACAGAUUCUGCCACAAGAGAUCCUACAGUGAGAGGGAGAGAUCAAGCUGUUGAAUUUAAAACCAGGUGCAUCGCAGCUUCUACAUCAGAGCACAUUUCCAAGAUGAGGAGCACAGCUGCAGUGCAGAAGGAGCUACUCCAAAUGAUGUCAAAUAAAGCUUGA